GUGUAUACUCCCGCUUUAGUUUGAAAUGUUUGAAAGCCAUAUUUACUCCUAGUUCGUUUUUUUGCUAGCGCAGACCCUAUGGCUGAUGAUACUACUACAACGACUAUAAACCUCGGGCGCAAGGGUGGUGCACACAAAAGGCGGUCGUCGAUCUUAAAGCCACCGCGGGCACCCCUAGACGAGGUGGACCAAAAUUUUUUGAAUGAGCCAACGGAGAAACGCCGGCACUCAAAACGAGUCAGUUUCUCGGGGACAACAGAUAUAAAGAUCUACGAACGAGAUCUCCUUCAAGAAAAAUUAGCGUCUGGCCCAGGAAAUGUAGCUCCCUCGAAUAUGACAGAUGGCCAGCUCCCAAGGUCGGAAGAAACCGACAGAGCAGACAUUGCCGGCUUGCUGCGGACCCUACCCAUCAAGCAAGGCGACAUGAAGAGCAAUGGAGACCCCAAACAGCUUGUUGAACCCGAGCUCACUGAAGCUCAACUCUUAAAAAGCAUUUCACUGCACAGCAGUCGCCAUGGCGAUGCCAUGAGUCUGACUUUAGUCACAGAGAACUUGCAGGGCACGUCGAGUCACAAGACAUGUCUGCUCGACGAAAACAUGGCCUUGACCCUAUUGUCUACCGCGGAUGACGUUAUUCCAGCUGGGUCUCGUACCGUGCUUGCAAACCAAGACAUUGAAGAAACGUGCUUGGAAAAAAGUUUUGCGUAUUUUGGAGUCAACGACUACGCAGAGGAGGAUGAUGAUGAUAGCAAACAAGAAGGGCCACGUGUGCAUGCAUCUCCGAACAGCUCUGGAGAUUCGGAGCAGUCAACUGAAGUCAAACGAUAUGCGUUGCCUUUCCUCAUUGCCUUCGAAAAUUUGCUCCAAGAGAAAGCCACGAGCCCGAAGACAAUACACAAGGACUGCUCACUCUUCAAGACCACUGUUCAAGAUGUUAGCAUGAGCGUUACCAUGGUUUCCCCCCGCGUUGAUGAUGCUGACGCGAGGCAAGAUCAGGAAGAUGUUCUUGAGGACGACAUGGAGAAAACUUGCUUCGAGAAGAGCUUUGCACGUUUCGAUGUUCCCGCGGAGGAAAGCGACCGGGGAAAUGCUGAGGAGAGGGUUGCAGACGUGACUGGCACUGAGGAUGACGGUGUGACACAAGUGCAGGCCAGUCAUCCUGUGCCAGACAGUCCUGCUGGAAACAUAAGCAACAACGGUAUUUCACUUGCCGAAAUUUCCCCCAUAUGUUUGACUCUCACAUCCCGGGGUCAAACAGCGUCUGUUACGGAAGACCAGCCGUAUGUCCUUCCACGUGGCAGCAAGGAUUUGAGGCUCCAUUCAACGAUGAUCGGAGAGGUCGAGUGCACAACAAACAUUCGCGCUGUGCCCUGCAGUGUUCCAGAACGCGUUGAGGAAGGGUGUAACGUUGAGAACUGUCUCGGACAGGCCCCUGCGUCCCCUCCCUGCAGGCUUAGUCCAGUGUCUGAUCGAGCCAGUGGAAGUUUAGAGACCACACACAAAUCUCCAGAUGCUGAGGAUGCACAGUGUGUUAUAGCAUCUGAAGAAGAGGAAAAAAAGCGUUCCAAUUCUGUGCAGUUCCAAAGCUGCACAAACAUUACUGACAUCGGUGGUGGCAGCAGCUUGGUUCAGGUUGAGCCAGACAACACUGAGGACCUCAUGAAGUCAGCAUCGAGGCUGAUCAAUGUUGAAACAGCUGUGCCUUCAGCUGUGCAGUUGGAUCCUCCUCGAGAAGAGCCCGCGUGUGUCUUUGGUGCCGUACGCGUCCCUCCUCAGUCUUCCCAGGAGCCAGGGUAUGCUGCAUUCCAAACGGAAUCUGUGAAAACGUGUUUCUCGGACAUGCAGUUCACCUGUGUGCCAAAAGAAGUUGCUGUUGGGGACUGUGUCAGCAGGGCUGUAAACACUGACACGGAAGAAACGGCAGUGGGAAAAAAAUGUGCUGGAAACGCUGAAUCGACAUUCAGCAACGCCAUGCAGUACACAUGCAUCCAGCAACACUCGGAGGAGACAGAAAAUGUUAUUUUUCCAAAGCCACCUCCGAUGGAAAAUUCUGAGAACCAACCCAUGAAGAGAGAUGCCCUGGACAUGACUUCUGCUGAACCGUUGAACUCUGAUGUUGUGUGCGGUGUUGUACAGCGUGCAGUGGGAGCUGAUGACGCACCCCGCGAAACUGUUGACGCUACUUCAUCCGCGUCCCUUGCCCAUCAUGCGUCAAAGUCUAGCUUCGUGCACAGUGAAGACUUUAAACGAGCCUCGAUAGCUGUUAACAGAGAUGCACAGCCUGACCAGGAUUUGGAAAGCAAGAAAGAAGGUACCAGUGCAGACAUACCCGUUACAGGCAUUCUGCUGGAAUCUGAUAGAGCCGGUGGAAGAGCGGAAGACAGUACACUAAUGGGCCAAGACUCUAUUAUCUUAAGCUCAACAAAGAAGAGCUUGAGAACAAAAAGAGGAGCAUUCUUUGCAACUUCUUUGUUGUUGUCUGUAAACAGACGGUAUGAUGGGUUUGGUUCGGUGAAUGCAUUUAAAAGAGAUCACCGUGAGACUGCUGCACAGCAGGCACCAUCCGGCGACGCUGAUGCAAGUAACGUGGUGCAGCGUGCUUUGUUCACCGCGAGACAUUGCGUUGCUGCUUCACCGUUUCAGCUCAGCCCAAUGAAGGUGUUGAGUGAUGUGCGCAAUGAGCUUAAGGACAUCACCGAGGCUCAAGGUGCUCCAACGUCACCGCCUUUGGACAUUGCUACGGAAGAAGACAAAGGUUGCAAAACACCUCCUGCCCCGGAUACUAAAACGCUGUCUUCCUUCUCGUCUAAUGGCAGUAAUAUCCUCCAGGAGAGCAUGCCAUCUUUCUGCGACACUCCGCUACGUGCAAGGAGGUUCAGCCCUUCUACUCACUUAACGGACAUGAAUGUUGCACCAUCCACAGAUUUGCCUUCUGGAAAACUACGAGAUUAUAAGUCCAACUCUUCCAGCAUGCCAGGUGCUGAAGAUAUUGCCCCUGCCAAAUCUGUGGCAGCUGCUGCUGCAACACAGGACCAGCCGAUGUUUGCCGUUCGUGGUGCUAGACAUGUCCCUGCAGGUAGUGUGCUGGCAGCAACUGACACCGUGCGUGUUAGAGAGUCCGAGGGCACUACUUCACCACAUCAGAAGUCACCAACUUUUGCUGCGCCAUGUGCGAAAGGAACAUCACCUACUGGUAGACUCGGGGCAAUGACCAUGUCUCGAAACGAAAACCCGGAAACGAUUCUCCCGCCGCAGCGGAAGUCUGCAACCUUCGUUGUGCCAUGCACAACAGGUGCAUUCUCUGAUGGCACAUGUGGGGCAACAACUGUGUCUGGAGAUGGUGAGCCUCAAGUGAUUGUCCCUCCGCUGCGGAAGUCUGCAACCUUCGUCGUGCCAUGCACAACAGGUGCAUCCUCUGAUGGCACAUGUGGGACAACAACUGUGUCUGGAGAUGGUGAGCCUCAAGUGAUUGUCCCUCCGCAGCGUGCAACAUUCACGGUGACAUGUGCAGGAAAUAACCUCUCUACAGCUGCCUGUACAGCAGCUGCCAAACUUCCAAAUAUGAGUGACGAUGCGGCUCCAACAUUCACUGUGAAAGGUGAGGAGAGCAUUGGUCCUGCAGAGGUACCUGCACCUUCACCGGACAAAAUGCCUGCGGACGCUCCUGAACUGCAGCAACAGUUAGCUGCACUCCACAUAGGCAGCCUGCAGAAACCUGCUCCAGCAAAGUUUGACAAAUCUGCUCAGUCCAGUUCUCUCAAGAUUUGCCAGACAGCGCCGCAAGACAAACGAAGAACUCCAGACAGGAUAAACCUUUCAGCACUGAAGCCCACUGCAAGUCUUGCUCCAUCCGCUCGAAAGCAGGCGAACGCUGCAAUUGUAGGGAUACCUGGCAGCGCUUCUAAAUGCUCUCCAAUGACAAUGAGAUCCGGGACUAGAGCAAAAUCAAAAAGGGGCGAAGCAACACAACCCCCUUUGACCAAGAACACUGCCACACUGACACCCGAAACAAAGGCAGCAUCCGCUGCGGAUCAUGGUAAAGGCGAACCGUCGAGCAAGAGUCGUGUGACCCCCCAGCAACGGACUAUGCGUGUGGCAAGAACCAGUGUGGGACGUUCACAGACUUCGACGACGAGAGAAGUAAAACUUUCUACUUUACCCGAAUCGAAGAAAGCUAAACUGGUUCUGCCAAAUAAAGAUUCACCAUCUGUGGUGAUACAGAGGACCGCCGCGUCAACGUCAAAAAAGGCCGAAAUGAAGGCUUCUUGCAACGUGACUCCGAGUCGUGUGCCCCUUAGAUCGAGUUCUUACCUAAAGAGACUGCAAAGUGCAAAGACUGAUCCAGCAACGAGGUUCAAGAAUCCAGCCAGUGAAGUUGACAAGGGCUCCUUGUCCCCCGUGCACAAGGUUGCCAGGUUGUCUACUGCAAAGAAGAACAUAAUCCCGAAAAAAGGUGACCUGCCGGGGGCUGCUGGUGUCAUGGACCUCGUUUUGGAAACGACUAAUUCUAUUGCCUUAGCAGAACCUAGGGUGCCGCCUUCGAUACAGAUUGCAGCCCAUGAACCAAUGGCCAUGGAAGUAGAUAUAUGUACCGAUGGAAAGGCAGUAACAGCUCAACUUGCAGAUUCUCUUCUCAGUGGGAUUGCUGAAUUGACACAAGACAGCAUCCAUGUAGAUGUACCCGAAAAAUUUGAGGAGAUCAACGGUGAACUAGACCUCACAGUCAGGACCGACGAAUUGAUAAAAAAGUUGCAACAACCAACACCGGAGGAUUUCCUGGAAAUGUUCUUCUGGGGGGCGUACGAUAUAUCGGAGGACGACAGAGAGUUCGUUGUCAUGGAGGCAUCCAGAGCAAACGCUGAAUUCUCGUUUGUGAACGGAAAAACUCUGCUGACUGUUACGCUGGAAGAUUGCGGAGAUUGCUCAGCUUCACUUGGAGAUAAAGUGCACCGAGGAGUGAAAAACAUCGCGUUUGUGCCUAACCACUCGUCAACACCAAUUUCAAAGUUCCUACACAAGAUGUUCAUGCAUGCAGCUAACCCACCGUCUGUUCGACUUCUAUGCAAGAGCAACAAUGACCUUUCUCAAACACUCAAGCUUCUGUGCGGGGCAGCACACAAGUGCCGUUGCUUUGGAGAAGACUACCUUUGUGCCAUCAGUGGCAAUUCGUACACAUUCAAUGCAGAUGAGAUGCUACGAGUUGAAUACAUGUGUGAGAAGAACGCUUGGUGGUUUUUUGUGACGUUCAAACUUGAUCAUCGGACCUACCCUGAUGCUGUCAUCCGUCCCAUGGUUGAAAUCAAGUGGGGCAGCGAGAGCCUCGGACAAGACAUCAACAAGAUCGUCAGUCAAGUCAGGCCAGGGAAAAUGUACCUCAGUAGAAUGGUCAAAGAGAUUGCCAAGUGCCUCCGCAUUACAACUUUCGACGAUUGGAUGGUGCCUGUGCUGGGUGACAGAUGGCUACAACAUAGAUAAGAUAGUACAAGUCAAGGCACGUGUACUGAAGCUGGACGGUGAAAGCAACUGGCUGUGCACUCAAUCAACUUUCAAGCUAUGAAGAUGCUCUUGCACUACUGAGCUGUACAUAUUUGUAAAGCAAAUGGCAUACGUGUAUUUUUAUUGAACAUUUUACUGGUUUUACUAAGAAUUUUAAGUCUAGAUUGUAAUAAACAUAUUAUACAAUGCCUUGUGGGUUGA
Molecule: messenger RNA, 5697 nt
Organism: Ornithodoros turicata
Lineage: Eukaryota; Metazoa; Arthropoda; Arachnida; Ixodida; Argasidae
Exons: 15
Coding region: 79-5475 (1798 amino acids)
Source: RefSeq, a predicted model, not a curated record